AUGCACACUCCGACUUCACCAAACAUGACUUCAAAAUUUCUUGUUGCUUUCGCCAUUUUCUCAAUUAUUUUGGGGAUUAUACACCUCUAUGGCACCAACCUGAUGUCAUCUGUUAUACAUCGGAUUUUUAGCCCGCAUAUAGAGGCUUCUAACUCUGGCAUGGCGGCUUUUAAGUUUGAGAUUGAGAUUUAUGGGUUUCGCGGAUGUGUACACGCGGAAAAAGCAGAAAAAACUGCACAAAGAAUGGCCACAAAAAAUAGCAUCAUGGUUUGUUUAGUAGAAAAAAAGAACUGGCAAGCAAAAGCCACCAUGUUGCGGGCAGAACGGAAAAUACAGAAAUACACUACAUCUCCGUUUGUAUUUGUUAAUGGUAAGUUUAUUGGCGGAGCUGCUGAGCUGGAAAAAAUGGCUAACAACCCCAAAUCCGCGCAGACCUGA
Messenger RNA from Mitosporidium daphniae, 438 nucleotides. RefSeq lists its product as uncharacterized. The transcript has a single exon. NCBI's taxonomy places the organism in Eukaryota, Fungi, Microsporidia. The coding region runs from base 1 to 438 and encodes 145 amino acids. The record is from RefSeq and is a predicted model, not a curated record.